Messenger RNA from Trichoderma atroviride IMI 206040, 627 nucleotides. RefSeq lists its product as uncharacterized. The record is from RefSeq and is a predicted model, not a curated record. Gene Ontology annotation, biological process: endoplasmic reticulum to Golgi vesicle-mediated transport. Gene Ontology annotation, cellular component: cytoplasm; nucleus; TRAPP complex. NCBI's taxonomy places the organism in Eukaryota, Fungi, Ascomycota, Sordariomycetes, Hypocreales, Hypocreaceae.
AUGUCGGCCGCAAUACCCUCCGUCGCCUGCCUCGGCGUCAUCGGCCGCAAUAACAACCCCCUGCACAUCUCCAUCUUCCCAUCCUACGAUCCAACAGCCAACGCCUUCACGCCCGUCCGCAACCCCCUGCAGUUCUCCCUCCUCCUCUCCUCGACAAUCGACGUCUUCGACCUGCGAUCCAAGAACAGCACGGCGUCGGGCGACUUUGGCCUGCUGCACGCCAUCGACGACCGCCUCGCAGCGUACGGCUUCGAGACCAACACGGGCGUCCGGAUGGUCUGCAUAGUGGACAUGCGCGGACGACGCGUCGAGGCCGGAGGCAGCGCUGGCGCUGGAGGCGCAGGCGGGCCGUCACAGUCCUCUGCAUCUGCUUCUUCGUCUUCUGCGGCUGCGGCGGCGCGGGCGUCCAUGAUCCACGUGGGCGCGGGCUUGAGGGAUGCGGAGCUGAAGCCGGUGUUUAGGGCGAUGCAGAGCGCGUAUGUAGGGCUGCUGCAGAAUCCGUUUUACGACCCUGAUGAGCAUGCUCCGCUCGGGGGCAAGGGCGGGAGGAGGAUCACGAGUAAGAAGUUUGGGGAUGAUAUGAAGAGGAUAGGGGAAGGGUGGACGCCUGGGGUGACGGCUUUGUGA